AUGUCCCAGCGCAGGCGGCCGGGGUCGGGCAGGUGGGUCCAGGUGCGGCCCGGAGCGCGGGCCCGAUGCCGACGAAUCAGUUCGAUCUCGCCCGGCAGCGCCGACCCCUCGAACCGCCCGGUACCGGUGGGAGGGAGGAGGGGAAGGGGGCGGGCGCCGUGCGAAGCCGAGGGGUUGCUGGGAGCUGUAGUUCUCCCUGCCUACGAGCGGCUCCGGCGGGACUCGGCGCAGGGGCUGCCGGGAGUUGUAGUCCCGGAGAGAACUACAGCCCCCAGCCUGCCUCCCGCGCCUCAGGCCCGCCGCUUGGGGGUGCUGCUGGGGCGGCGGCGCUUGGAGCGGCAUAUUAUGGAACCGAGCCCGGCAGGAGGAGGCGGAGGUCCAGGGGAACCAGCACAUGCCGUGGCACUGCUGCGGGGUCUGAGUGCGCUGCGCUCUGAGCGGAGCCUGCUUGAUGUGACAGUGGUGGCCGGGGGCUGUGAGUUUGGGGCGCACCGAGCUGUGCUAGCCGCAGCUUCUGGCUACUUCCGUGCCAUGUUCGGUGGGUCACUGCGGGAGUCCCGGGCCGAGCGGGUGCGGCUACAUGGGGUGGACCCUGAGUGCCUGGCGCUGCUGCUCGACUUUGCCUACACUGGUCGGGUGGGGCAGCUGGGCCCCGACAUCGCAGAGCGGCUGCUGCGUGCCGCCGACCUACUGCAGUUCCCAGCCGUAAAGGAGGCAUGUGGCGCUUGGCUGGCCCGGCAGCUGGAGCCGGCCAACGCGCUGGACAUGCAGGACUUUGCGGAGGCCUUUGCUUGCCCAGCCCUUGCAGCUGCCGCACACCGCUUUGUGCUGCGCCAUGUGGGUGAGCUGAGCACGCAGUUGGAGCGCCUGCCGCUGGCGCGGCUCAUCUCCUACUUGCGGGACGAUGAGCUGUGUGUGCCCAAGGAGGAGGCUGCUUUCCAGCUGGCACUGCGUUGGGUGCGUGCCGAUCUAGCUGCCCGUGCCCCGCUGCUGCCGCAGCUCCUGGCCCAUGUGCGCUUGCCCUUUGUGCGCCGUUUCUACCUGCUGGCGCACGUGGAGGGCGAGCCCCUGGUGGCACGCUGCCAGCCCUGCCUGCGCCUCCUCCGGGAGGCCCGCGACUUCCAGGCUGCCCGCUAUGACCGGCACGACCAGGGGCCAUGUGCUCGCAUGCGGCCACGACCCUCCACCGGCCUGGCAGAGAUCCUUGUGCUCAUUGGCGGCUGCGACCGUGAUUGCGAUGAGCUGGUCACCGUUGAUUGUUACAACCCACGCACGGGGCACUGGCGCUACCUGGCCGAGUUUCCUGAGCACUUGGGCGGCGGCUACAGCAUAGCAGCGCUGGGCAACGACAUCUACGUGACAGGAGGAUCAGAUGGGUCAAGGCUCUAUGACUGUGUCUGGCGAUACAAUUCUAGUGUGAAUGAGUGGACAGAAGUGUCUCCAAUGUUAAAAGCAAGAGAAUACCACAGCUCUACAGUCUUGGAUGGACUGUUGUAUAUCAUAGCCUCAGACAGCACAGAACGUUACGACCACUCCAUAGACGCCUGGGAGGCUUUGCAGCCUAUGUUGUACCCAAUGGACAACUGUUCCACCACAUCUUGUCGUGGCAAACUCUUUGCUAUUGGCUCUCUAGCAGGCAAAGAAUCCAUGGUUAUACAAUGUUAUGACCCUGAAACUGACCUCUGGUCCCUAGUGAACUGUGGACAGCUGCCUCCGUGGUCUUUUGCACCAAAAACUGUGACUCUUAAUGGACUUAUAUACUUUAUAAGAGAUGACUCUGCUGAAGUGGAUGUUUACAAUCCAAUGAAGAAUGAAUGGGACAAAAUCCCUCCUAUGCUUCAGGUUCAUGUUGGAGGGAGCUUGGCUGUGCUCGGUGGGAAGCUCUAUGUCUCUGGUGGCUACGAUAACACAUUUGAACUUUCAGACGUGCUGGAAGCUUAUGAUCCAGAAACUCGAACAUGGAGCAUAGUGGGACGGCUGCCUGAACCCACCUUCUGGCAUGGAAGUGUCAGCAUAUUCCGACAGUUUAUGCCACAAACUACACAAGACGACGACAGUAUCACUCUGGAUAAUGCCAUUAACCUAAACAGGCAGCGCCAGAAUCUUCAUAAUCAGAAUCUUAAUGAGUUACGUUAACAGUAGAAAAACUUCUCUCUGGCUUGAAGUGAAUUCAUUACAAAUAACCAGUGUCACUUUGGGGGAGGGCAGGAGGCAAACUGGUGCUUGGAAACUCUGAAAUGGAUUGAUCAGUAAGUGCAAGUAGGGAGGUAGUAAAAACCCUGAAAGAUUAAAAUGUUGUUGUAGGAAACAUAGUUGGCAGAAAGUUGGAGGCCUCUUUGGGUGCAUUGUCCCUCAGCACUUUUCUGUGGAUGGAGAAGGUGCAGCAUUAGCCACAGAAAAGCUCUGAUAAGAGAACUCUGGAAAAAAACAGGUAUUUUUGAAAAAUCACUUGUUACUCAAACACCAGUAUUGCUCUUCCAGGCAGCACUGUGUAGCUUUCGAUCAGACAGCUUUCACUAGUACCCUGCAGUCAGCAGCUUUCCACAUCAUAACACUUCAUAUUUGCCACCAAAUUCCAUUCUUUGUGGCGGUAUUUUAUGGAAACACAGAAGAUAGGGUGGACUAAAGUUCGCUAAUACCAGAGGCUCUCUGAAAGGGGAGAGAUUGAUUUGGUAAGAUAUGCCUGCAGAUCUAAUGCUCUUCUCAGUGCUCCAGAGGAAGAUAGACCUCUUGCCAAUAUGAUCUGAGGGAAAAUUCCACCUACAAAGUUUGGGUUCAUUAUAGAUGUGCAGAUAUGAGGAUAUAAAUAUCUAACCCUAAAUAUGCUGAGCCACCAUAAACUUUAGUCACUCUUCAUGCUUUUAUGAAGAACCUAUUAAACUGCAUUUGCAUAAAAAGCUCAGUGCAAGGAUAUUAAGGUUGAGAGUCAUGAAGUUUGAAAUUUCCCUCCACCGCAACCUUAAAAAUGUGAUAAAUUGUUAAAAACUGCUACAGCACUGAAAGUUUCUAUACAGAAUUUUCAUUACCCCCAAGCAGCUUGUGCUUUUAUUGGUCCUUACUAGGAAAAUGUUUCUUUAGAAACUUAUCAUUUUAAAAAUGAUUCACAUACUUAGAUUGAGUGAAAUGUCAAAUGCAUUUCAGUUUCUUUAAGCAAAUAUCCAUCUGAGAAGAAGAGUGGGGGAGACUUUAGGGGCUGGGGGCUCAUGUCAAAGAUCUCUUGGACAAGAACAUCCUCCUCCAUCGACAUUCAAAUGUGAAUAACCUUUUUGUUUCUAUCAAACUGUUUAGCCUGCCAUUGAACUUGGCAGAGAAAUCUCUGCAGUAUGGUCUUGUCUAGUGAGGUUAUUUGCUAUUUAUUAUUGAUGUUCCAUAAGCUCUAAAGACUUUAACUUGACUCUUUUUAUAUAAAGGAUGGCAAAAUUUGUGCUAGAUUAAGCAGAUAGGUCCUGGAUAGUAGAUGGGGACACUAUAAAAUGUAGAAGGGGUAUUCUCACUAUUUAGACACUAAAGAAGUAGAUCAGAAUGGUAUUUUUAGGGGAGAACUUAUUUAAAGGGAGGAAAUAAAGAAGAGCUUCCUUGGGAACUGUCCCAUGGAUUUGAGCAAAGUAAUUGAUUACAGUAUUUGGUAUAUAGAAAAAUAAUUUUAUGCUGCUUCAAACAUUCAUGAUAAAGAAUGGUGGCUAAGCUAAGGUAAAUUUACGGUUUAUAAAUGGAUCAAUUUGCUGAGUGAUAGAACUUUCUAACAUGUUAAUAUUACACGUGAGAAUUGACAUUCAUCAAAAUAAUUUAAAGCAGCUGCUGGAAUUUUUGAGCAGUUGGUAAAUGCUAAUCAGGGCCUUUAGUUAGUGCAUAGAGACUGAAUUUUGUUUAGAUCGCUAUUGCUUUUGUAAUCAGUAAGUUUUGCUUUCAGACUUAAGUGAUCUGGCAGGCUUAAUUUUAUUUCCUGUAUUUAAACUAAGCAAGCACGUUUCAAUGGAAGAGGAAAUUUCCUGCUAAUUCCUUGAUUGUCUGGCUGUUCCUACAAAGCUCUUAAAUUUCAAAAUGCAGCAUGGUCUAGUUGAAAGCAAGCAUUAAUGUCCUUUAGGAAAGAAUGAUGAAGUGAAAUAGUGGGUGAGAUGGUAGCUGUGCAUUUUCUCAGUGGGAAAACUGUAUGAAUUUAAACUUCACCUACAUGUGACAAACCCAGAUAUUCAAUCACACAAAUCUUUAGGCUUCUUCAUUUGGAAGAUGCUGUAGGAUAUCUUAACUCACUGAAAUGUCCUAAGUUCUCAAGGGAUAAAGCAUUUUCUACAGCUCUUGAGUCUGUUCUCUCUCGAACAUUUUCUCUCUAUUGCAAACUUUCAGCAGAGAUUCUUCCCAUUAUCCUGAACUUGGACCACUCAAACCUUGAUAGGUUAUUGACAGUGCCUUAUCAGAAUGUAGCUUGAGACAGGGAUAUAGAGCAACUAGAUUGUGUUGACAGACUUCCGUCUACCAAGACUUCACAGUGGGUGGAACAAAGUUACUGUAUAAAUCCACUUGAUAGAGUUGGCAAACUUCAACUUCUGUUUUGUUUUGGAAACUUUUGCACAUGUUGCAGGGGAGUCCUGGAGAUCAUGCUCCAAAAGCUCUUGCUAGAGCUUCAUGUCAUGAACAUCAGUCUGCUGGCAAAGGAUGACUAGACAAGAUGGUGGGACUCCUACUUCUGUAUUAGGCAAAGAAGCUUAGACUGGUAUGUCAGACUUUGACCCUUGGUAGUGCUACCAGCUGGAAAGAACGAAAAACUCACUGAGUUUCCUACUUGGAAGUUGGGAAUACCAAUCAGUGGACCAUUUGGUUAUCUCAGUCAGGCUUUUAGUAUCACAAAUUUUAUAGUAACCAGUAGGAAACCUACAUCUUCCACUGAGCUUGUGCAGUUAUUGUAAUGGGAAUGGUAAACACAACCAUGUGGUGCUCAGUAGGGUGGCAGUAGUUUAAGACAUGUAUUCAAGUCCAUCUUAAGAUGUGGAGCACUGCUGCCUACAUGUUGUGAUUUAGUAUAACUUAAUUUGCAUAGUAGAAUGGUCAAGUAUUUAUGCUGAACUAUUAAAGUAUAUUUAUGUAGAACAUUCUCCUCCCGUAGUGCUCUCUGCUGGACCUAUGUCAUCUUGACGUUCCAAAACCAGCUGAGUAACUUUAGGUUUGUAUUUAUAACUUUUUGUAGAUUUUCAUUGUGUCCAAACCUUUAAAUACUGUUUAAAUACCAUCCUUUGAAGCAAAGGCAUUUUACAUUUUGACAGAUUUUGGAAUUUUAUUCAUACUUUUGUUUUUAAACUUACUUGAAAUGAUCAAGCUAAAUAAAACAUGUUAAAUGUAAAUGUUUUGUUCAGCUCUCAGUGACGGCAGGGAGGCUUCUAGAUCUGAUAGGGUUAAUUUGCCUGUGGUGGCUCUCCCUCUGAUGCAUGUUUGUCAAAUUAAAUAGUCACUUUCCAAAGAGAAAACAUUGAAGGGUAGUCUUACUUCACCCAUAGAGGAAGUGUGAUCUAAGAGUUCUCUUCCAAGCUGUUUGUUAGUUACUAUUAAGUACACUUACAACAAAUCCCAUUUUUGCUCCACUACCAUUUUUAGAAUGUUCCCAGCCUUCCUAUCACAAAUUAACUAUACUAAAAUGUCUUCUGCAUGGCUGUCACUGUGUGAGUACUGCUAAUAAUGCAGACACUUAUGCUGUCUUGCUGCCAUAGAUCGUCUCACUUUAAGUGACUUGAGUAAUUUAGUAUUCUAAGAGUGGCAGUUUACAAUAACCAGAAAAUCAGGCUGAGGGGUCAAGGUACUGUGUAUAGUGUCACUUAAGAAAUAACCCUGGAAGUUAGUUCUCUAAUCUGUACUCCAUUCUGGAAUCUAAUCAGCUACUUGUGAAAUGCUCUAGCAUAACUUGGUUGAAUUCUGAUAUGUGCACUGACAAACUUCUUAAACUAAAUCUACUUCAGAGCCAAAGCAACUUUCAGCCACAGUCUGCAAAAGCUUUUUGUAAAGGUAGCAGGGGAUUCAAGUAGUCCAGUUGUUGAAAUUCUCAGUUCCCUUAAAUUGCCUCACAGCUGAUGUACUAGUUAUCUCUUGCUGGAGAAUUUGCAUCUUAAAUUUAGGUGCUUUGUCAACAGCGGUAGUGUUAAAGGACAGAGAUGGUCAUGAGAGUUUGGUAUCCUUAAGCACACAUGACUUUUCACAAGCUGUGCAGACAGCCCUCAGUGUAAAAAGUUGACCAUGCCUAUCUUAGUGAUACAAGCCUUAUGGAUAAAGUACUGCGAGAUUGUGAAGUUGCUCAUCAGCCUCCUCCCAUAACUGUUAAGCAGCUGAGAACUUGCUUUUUUUUUGGUGGGUUUUUACUUGAUGCAUCCUUCUGUGGUUGGAAUUAGUAACUCAGGGUACGUCUACGGGGAUCGAUUUAUCGCGUGUAGUGUAGACGCAAUAAAUUGAUCCCCGCUUGCUCUCCCGUCGACUGCUGAACUCCAGCUCAGUGAGAGGCGGAAGCAAAGUCGACGGGGGAGCCGCGGGUGUCACUUCACGUCCUCGCAGCGCUGGAUCAAGUAAUUUUAAUUCAAUCUAAGAUACAUCGACUUCAGCUAUGCUAUUCUCGUAGCUAAAGUUGCGUAUCUUAGAUCGAUUUCCCCCUUCCUCCCCAGUGUAGAGCAGGCCUCAGUAUUGAUAGAGGUAUGAUAACUUAAUCAUCUCAGCUGUCUGUCCUUGAUCAGUACACAUGAUUGAGUUUAAAAGCACCAGCAUGUAAAGUAAAAGUUAUAUAAUACAGCCACCUGUUUUAAAGAAAUUGUUGAAGACUUACAAUAUCAAGCCUUCACUCAAGACAUUUCAAACUGCCCUUAUAUGGCGCAAUCAAACAGCUGUUGUGCCAAGUCCAUUCCAGGGGGAUAGAUGAGCUAAACCUCAUCUUCCACGUGGUCUAUGGUGAGCCAGGCCCACUCUCUUCCCUUGCUCACCAUUAUAGCUCCUAAAUUGUGCUGGUUGCCAACACCACAAAAUGAGCAGCAGGGUAAAACCCCAGCUGUGCCCUUUGUCUCUGCAGGAGGAUGGUCCUUUACAGCGCUGAUUCUCCUCUCACCAAAAUGGCAGCUUGUAGCUAUAGUGCAGGAUCACAGACCAUGCCUGCAGGAUUCCAAGCCAGAUAAAAAGUUUUUGGCCAAGGAGUUAAGUUAGUGGAAUAUAGGUGAGAAGUAAGAAGAGCUCCGUAUAAGCUAAUUUCUCUCACCAACAGAAGCCGGUCCAAUAAAUAUUACCUUACACACCUUCUCUCUAAUAUCCUGGCACCAACACAGCUACAAUGUUGCUUAUGUGGAAUAUAUUUACACAAUCACACUCUUCCUCCUGCAAUCACAUUCAUAGCAUUAGGCUCAUCUCUCCCUAGAGAACUAACAUUUUAGAGGGUCUUUCUGCAUUACUGAUCUAACAGGGUGGGGGCAGGGAAGCAAGUACACUCUUGGAGAGAUUGAUUAGCUCUGAGUUUUCACACAUUUGCUGUUCUUGUAUAAGUCAUUAAGGGAUUUUCAAUGGAGCUUGAUACCCAACUCCAAAUAAAAUUCAGUAGGAUCUGGGUACUUAAUUUGUUUAGGUGAUUUUGAUAAAUGCAGCCUAAAUUAAACUAUCCGAAGCCAGGGUUGGAGUCUUCUUAGCAAAAAUGGGAUUACUAAACAACUUUACGUAGUUCUUACCUGAAGGCUAACUUUGGUAUGCUGUUCAUGGUAUUGGGUUGUGUAAAGCCAGACUUCAACACUGCUGCCACCAGGAGAGCAAGAUCCAUGUAUUUGUACACAAGUGUGACCCGUACAUGGACACUUACAACUGCCAUACUUGAGAUUAGGAGUGAAGUUUCACUAUAUCAUCUACAGAUGCCUACCAGAAGGAUGGUUUAGGGGAGGCAUUCUUCUUGUUCCUGCCACAGUGCUGGAGGGCAUUUUCCCCCAAAACAAAACUACUUUUUCUAAACAAGUCUGUAAAAGGCAGUAUCUUUCCAACUGGGUUAGAAAGGUAGUUGACAGUAUUAAGCAUGAGGGAACAAAAAAUUAUAGUUCAA
Malaclemys terrapin pileata is the source of this 8041-nucleotide messenger RNA. RefSeq names its product kelch like family member 21 (gene KLHL21). The transcript is spliced from 5 exons. Bases 1 to 2136 code for a protein of 711 amino acids. Gene Ontology annotation, molecular function: protein binding. The record is from RefSeq and is a predicted model, not a curated record. NCBI's taxonomy places the organism in Eukaryota, Metazoa, Chordata, Testudines, Emydidae.